AUGGGGAAGCUUCUUCAGAGACCAACACUAUGGAUCGUGGUUUCGCGUGUUGUGAUGAAGGGAGCUAGUAAGUUUGAACCGAGUGGGAGCAAGAUAGUUUUUGAAGACAGUGAAGAAGAUGAAGAAGAUGACUCAAGUUCGCCUGAGUCUUCUUCUGAUGAGGAAGAAGAAGCAGAACAAGAGUUAACAUUGGAGGAAAUACAUAAAUUGCGAGCUGAUGGGUCUCGUGCAGCUCCCUUGAAACCAACAACGAAUCAAGUAGUGAAGAAAAAGGCUCGUGCAAACAAAAACAGACCAAUGGAGUUAAGUUCUAAAAGACCCGUGAGUCGAUAUAGAGAGGUGGUUCAAAUUCCAAAGAAGGUGGUUCGCGAUCCUCGUUUUGACUCAUUGAGUGGAACUGUUGACCAUGAGGGGUUUAGGAAGCGAUACAAUUUCUUUUUCGAAGAGAAACUUCCUACAGAAAGAGUGGAACUGAGAAAGAAGCUAAAGGAAACAAAGAAUCCAGAGGAGGUCGACCAAUUGAAGGACCGGUUAAGUUAUGUUGAGAAAUGGAUGAAAUAUGAGCCAUCAACAAAUAACAAAGGAAAAGCAAUUCUAACAGAACACAAAAAGAAAGAACGAGAAGCCGCUAAGGAGGGGAAAAAGCCUUACUAUCUCAAAAAAUCGGAAAUCCGGAAGCAAACACUCAUCGAAAAGUACAACAGUCUCAAGGAAUCUGGGAAGCUUUCAGCGUUUCUUGACAAACGUAGGAAGAAGAAUGCAACAAAAGAUCACAGGUACAUGCCCUACCGUCGAGCCGACGCCUCAGAGCAAUAG
This is a messenger RNA of Thlaspi arvense, 816 nucleotides long. The record is from the annotation of a GenBank genome assembly. Lineage: Eukaryota; Viridiplantae; Streptophyta; Magnoliopsida; Brassicales; Brassicaceae.